Messenger RNA from Saccoglossus kowalevskii, 1011 nucleotides. RefSeq names its product 5-hydroxytryptamine receptor 4-like. Lineage: Eukaryota; Metazoa; Hemichordata; Enteropneusta; Harrimaniidae. Gene Ontology annotation, biological process: adenylate cyclase-activating adrenergic receptor signaling pathway; positive regulation of MAPK cascade. Gene Ontology annotation, molecular function: G protein-coupled receptor activity. Gene Ontology annotation, cellular component: plasma membrane. The record is from RefSeq and is a predicted model, not a curated record.
AUGAGCUCUACUAACAAUUCGUCUUCCUUCUUGGCGGUUGUCGACACCGAGAACGCCAACACUGUGGGUUACACAGUAAAUGAGAAAAUAGCGAUUGGAAUCUUAUUAACAAUAGUGACUCUGGCGACCAUUGCUGGCAACUUACUGGUUAUCACCGCCCUGCUCAUUUUCAGAACACUUCGUCGUAAUAUAUCUAACUGUUUGAUUUUGAACCUCGCCGCCGCCGAUUUUUUAGUAGGUGUACUACUUUUGCCACCUGUAGUAAUUAACGAAAUUGAAGGACAUUGGUAUUUUGGGUCGGCAUUUUGUAAAAUACUGAAAAGCCUGGAUAUAUGCUUAACUGAAGUCAGCGUGUGGGGCAUGGUGCUCCUAAGUUUGGAUAAGUAUUUAUAUAUUACUUUCCCGUUAUCAUAUCGCGAGAUUGUCACGCGUAGACGAAUGAUGAUAGCGGUGUUGAUAUGUUGGGUGCUUGAGGCAAUUAAGUCGUUCUACCCGAUAAUGGCCGGUAUUGCCGAAGAUCCCGACCAGAAAAACAGAACUCUCCAGUCUGGGGGAUGUUUACCGGUCAUCGUUAAUUAUGAACUUGUUUUAACAUCAAUCGUUUUAACAUUUUUAAUUCCGUUAAUAUUACUGUUAUUUUUUAAUUGCCGAAUAUGGAUGAUUGUACGUGAGCAUUCCCGUAGAAUCGACAACAAUAACACAACCGUGCAUCACCAUGGAAACCCCCAUCCGCAUACCUACGGCUUCUCAAAGGCCGACAUAAAGGCAUUUAAAGGGACACUUCUUCUUAUUGUCACGUUUCUCGUGAUGUGGUUACCGUUUUGGACGAUUCUGGUGGCGGAUAGACUGUUUGGAGUAUCCAUUCCUCCAGUGCUUUACCAUACUUUUAACUGGAUGACGUAUUGUAAUUCAUGUGUCAACCCCCUACUGUACUCGUUCAAUAAGUCGUUGCGAGGGGCUUGCAGAAAAUUACUAUCAUGUGACUGUGCCUAUAACCCGGUGGAUACCUGA